UAUAAAAGCCGCGGGCGGCAGCACCGGGGCAGAGCGCUCAGAGACCUCUGGAAAGAGACAGCUGAGAGCAGCCGAAGCAGCAGCACCAGAAGCAGCACCAACAAUGCUUUGCCGGAUGCACCUCGCACCAUUCGCCUCCAGCUCUCUGGCCACCCGGCUGGGCACAGUGAGGACCCUCUGGCCACACGCAGAGACCAUCUUCACCGAGCUGCAGCAGGAGAUGGAAAAGGCUCGGGAGUUCAUGAGCAGCUUCGAGCAGCUCUUGAGCAGCCAAGUAGCCUCUGCCAUGGAGCGAGCCCCGAGCUCCAGCACCUCCCUGGCCCCCAGCUCUGGUGAGGGCUUCUCCAUCUGCCAGGACGUCAAGAACUUUGCUCCGGAGCAGCUGUCGGUGAAGGUGGUGGGCAGGAAGGUGGUGCUGGUGGGGCAGAAGGAGACGCAGAAUGUCGAUGAGAAGGGCUCCUUCUCCUACAAGUACGAGGUGUUGAAGCGGGAGUGGGAUGUGCCCGAGGAGGUGGACGCCGAGGCGCUGACCUGCUCCCUGUCCAAGGAGGGGCAGCUCCGCAUCGAGGCCCCCCGGCUGGCCCUGCCCGCCGCCCCGGAGAGGAACGUCCCCAUCCAGGUCAGCCCUGCAGCCCCACAGCCUGGACCAGCCUCCGAGAAUGGAGCCACCACCAAGGCCCAGGUGUAAUGGGAGGGGAACCGAUGGCCCACGGCAGGACCGGAGGAGACCAGCUGCAAGUCUUGGGUUUUGGCCCAGACAAGCUCCAUCAGCAAUUGUGUCAAUUUUUUUGCUAUACUGGAAUGGUUUUGUAUCCAAUAAAAAUACUUUUGCAU
Molecule: messenger RNA, 834 nt
Organism: Apus apus (common swift)
Lineage: Eukaryota; Metazoa; Chordata; Aves; Apodiformes; Apodidae
Product: heat shock protein 30-like
Exons: 1
Coding region: 104-688 (194 amino acids)
Biological process (GO): protein refolding; response to heat
Molecular function (GO): protein folding chaperone
Source: RefSeq, a predicted model, not a curated record